GGGGGAGGGGGAGGGCGGCGGCGGCGGUGGGUUUGCGGAUGAGGUUGAGGACAGCGGCCGCUGUCGAGUGAUUGGUUGAAGAGAAGAAGCCGACGACGAUGAGCGGCGGCGGCGGCGGAUCCGCGGUGGAUUUAUUCGGGGAUCUGCCCGAACCCACCCAACCCCCCGGCAAUGACGUGGAGAAAGCAGGACCUUCGCUCUUUGAUGACCUACUAGAUGUAGGCAACCCAGACGUAGCACCUCGUUCACCUAACCUGUCUGGAGAGAUUCCAAAACUGCCGAAUGACCUGAAGGGGGAGAAGCGGAAAGCUUGGAAUCAAAAUGGAUCCGAGGAGCAUACGAAGAAGCUGUGUAAAGGACUUGUGACCUUAAAAGGUUAUGUAGCAGAGCGAAAGGGUGAACGAGAAGAAAUGCAAGAUGCCCACGUAAUCAUCAACAAUUUCACAGAAGAGUUCACACAAUUACCACAGGAAAUCUCUCGAUUGUCUUACUUUGCUGUUUUUGACGGCCAUGGUGGGAUGCGAGCUUCCAAAUAUGCAGCCCAGAAUCUUCAUCUGAACCUCGUCAAGAACUUCCCAAAAGAAGUGAGUAAUCUAGAGAAAACCAUUAAGAAAUGUCUUCUUGUGACCUUCAAACAAACGGACGAAGGCUUUCUCAAGCAGGCAUCAAGCCAGAAGCCAGUCUGGAAAGAUGGAUCCACUGCAACGUGCGUUUUGCUGGUGGAUGAUGUUUUGUACGUUGCAAACCUUGGUGACAGCAGGGCCAUUCUGUGUCGCUACAGUGAGGAGAAUAAGAAGCUCAUGUCCCUUCCACUAGGGAAAGAACACAAUCCAACUCAGUACGAGGAGCGAAUGCGAAUACAAAAGGCAGGAGGUACAGUCAGGGAUGGGCGAGUAUUGGGUGUGCUGGAAGUGUCGCGCUCCAUCGGAGAUGGACAGUACAAGCAUUGUGGUGUGAUAUCCGUCCCACAUGUGAAACGCUGUCAAUUAACAUCCAAUGACAGGUUUGUCCUCCUGGCAUGUGAUGGUUUAUUUAAAGUGUUCUCCCCAGACGAGGCUGCCCUCUUCGUGUCAGCAAUACUUGAGGAUGAGACGAUGAUGCCGAGGCCAGGGAAGACCCUACAGGACGUGCGGUUUGAAUUAGCCUGCAGUAAACUAGCCAGCGAGGCCGUCCGCCGGGGCUCUGCAGACAAUGUCACCAUCAUUCUAGUUGCCAUCUUGCACUUACGGUGAGGGGCUGGACUGGGAACAUAGCAUUUCCAAGAGCAGUUUCAAUGAAAGCAGGAGUCCUGAUGGAUUGCAGGCCUGUGGAUGAAAAGAUAAAACAAAUACAGAAUCUUUACAGAAACUUAAACGAAGGAUUGAAAAAAAAUCCUUUGGACUCGGAAGAACAGAAAAUGUGGUAGCUGUUCCUGAGAGACCAGUAUCAAUAUGGAGCAAUCUGGUCUGUUAAGAUCCAAUAGAUUUUUAUUCCCCCCCCCACCCCCCCUACUUCCAUUCCUGUGCUGCAUGUAUGAAUUUGGUAAAGAUGUGUACCUACAAUGAGCUUAUCGCUUACCUGAAUCACACUGGUUUGAAGGAGUUGUACUGGGUUAGAUUCUGGUUAAAUUAGGCUCCUUCUGCAAAUAACUUGACUGUUUCAACUCACCCUUGUUUCCUCUCAGCACCUCCAACAAUGUCAGUGUCUGACCAGUGCCUCAUUUUUUCGUAAUGUAUAUGAGCACAGGAUUUUUGCUCCAGUCAAUUUCUCAGGGAGAAGCUAUUCCGAGAUCACGAGAGCGAAUGAACUCUUCUGGAAGAGCCUCACGCCUUUUAGCCAAGGUCAAGUGAACUGCUCCAGCUUGAUUUUUAGCCUGCCCAGAAAUGGAUCCCUUUUUGAGCUUGGUGAGAAAGGUUACACUGGAUUAAAAGAUGUCCUGGACAGAAACUAAAUGGAAGUUUUGACUCGCAAAACAGAGCUUUGAUUGCCACUGGUUUUUAUUUGCUUAGUUGCAGUCCACACGAUGUUAAAAAAAAAUGACAUUACAUCACCCACAAACAAAUUACCACAAACUACUGCCUCAGAUACUGUGCAACAUGAUGUCAGGUCCUCAAUCACCAAUGCACCUCUCCUGCACUGAAACCAAGUCCUCUCCUAUGGAGGGUAGCGUCACCUACCCCCUCACACGCACAUACACACACACACACAACACAACUCCUCACUCUGUUUAUACAAUUAUGUGUAUAUGAGCUAACACUGAGGCAAUUCCAAGUCGUACAGUAGCGGCUGUGUAUGAAUUGUCUGCUUUCACUCGAUGUGUAAUGUACCAGCCAGAGGCACUGCAAUGGUCUUUUCCGGCCCUUUGCAUACCUAUGUUCCUCCCACCAAUCUUUUUUUACAGCUAGCUGAAUUAGACCUACUGUUUCUAAAACCGAGUACCACACCCCCACCCCCACGAAGCCUCCAGUCAGUACCCACCGUCCCCUGUCUUGCCACUGAGAGAUGUGUGACUGACUUCUCAGAAAUAACCUGGAUGCCUAGACAUUGUAAAUGGAUCCUUUCACCCAGCCCACAUUAUAUUAAAAAAAUCUAGACAUGGUU
Molecule: messenger RNA, 2580 nt
Organism: Callorhinchus milii (elephant shark)
Lineage: Eukaryota; Metazoa; Chordata; Chondrichthyes; Chimaeriformes; Callorhinchidae
Gene: ilkap
Product: integrin-linked kinase-associated serine/threonine phosphatase
Exons: 11
Coding region: 99-1232 (377 amino acids)
Biological process (GO): protein dephosphorylation
Molecular function (GO): cation binding; protein serine/threonine phosphatase activity
Source: RefSeq, a predicted model, not a curated record